CAUAAUAUUUAGUGAACUGGUGGUGGGAACAAACAGUCGAUUAGCUCAAGUCAAUUGCGUGAUGGAUAAAGAUUUAUGAUUUAGUGACACGAAUAUGAGAAAAGCAAAAGUGCAUGCAUUCUAUUUUGUCAGCUCGAAGAUGGAUCUCGCACUAACUGAAAAGCUUCUUCGUCGAAGAAACAGAAUUGAUGAAGAAAAUCCAGCCAUGGAAGAAAACCCCGAGGAUAAAGUAAUGGCUACAAGCGUGGAAGCGGCCCACAAAUUCAAAUCGAUCGGAUCAAAACUGCGACCUCUGGUUAAAAGCUCCAAAGACAGAUCGUGUCGUGUGUUCUGCCGUCGUUGCUUCAUCUUGGUUCUGCUGGUGGCGGUCGUCCUACUUUCGUCAACUAUCUACGUAAUCUUCCAAUACGCGGACACCUUGCCGAACAUCUGUCACAGCAAAGAGUGUCUCCGUUCGGCGGCAGCCUUCAAGCAGAACAUGGACCUCCGGAUAGAUCCUUGUGAGGAUUUCUACUCGUACGUCUGCGGUAACUGGGCCGACGAUCAUCCCCGGCCGGAAUCGCACGGUUCCUACAGUUGGUACGCUGAACGGCAGUUAAAGAUCUAUCGGAACGUACGUGCUCAUUUGGAAACGAACAUCACCCGGGCGGACCCAAAACCAGUGGCUCAGGCGAAGGCGAUGUACAAGGCAUGUCUCGAUGAAGCUGCUCGAGAAAAACGUGGUUUCAAAGCGGUCACCCGGUAUCUCAAGGAAUUCGGACUACCAAUGAUUCCAACUCUGCUAAGUUCGGUCAAAACUUCAAAGCAAAAUCUCAAAUUUGAUUGGGUCAGCUCGGUGGCUAAAAUUCAAAGGAAACUUGUACUCAACGUCAUCAUUGGUUUCGAUAUAGUGCAGGACCAUAGAAAUAAGAGUCGAAAUCGUCUGUCUCUAGAGUAUCACUACUCACCGGGAGAUUUGGAUUUUCCCGCAUACGAGUGGUCCAAACUGAAGGUGAAAGGACACAACCGGAAGGAUUUGGCCGUACCCACCGAUGACGAAGGUGAUGAGGAUGAGGAAGAUGAUGACAGCUCAAUAAAUUUAGAGGAAAUGGCAGAGGAUUUUAUGGAAAUGAUCAGCGCUAUCGAUCCGGGUAUCGAAAUUGACAAGGAAAAGAUGUUGUUUCUAGCUACUCAGUUUACGGAGUUUUAUGAUCGAUUGCCGGAUCGUGUGGAACCCGAGGGAGAAAAUAUAGGCUAUUAUAAGCUUCAUGAGUUGCAACGGAUAACCGAUAAGUACAUCGCACCCAGGAAACCUUUUCCUAUUUGGCAGCGCUAUAUGGAGAUUCUUUUCGCUGGAUUGCCGGAGGGAAUUCCGACAGCAGAAGAUGAGCUUCAAAUCGACGACGUAGACAUUGAGUACUUGAAAAAGCUCAUCGAUGUCAUAUCUCGAGAGUCACCGGCCUAUAUUGAACUGUACAUUUGGGGAAAAGUUGUCUCCUUUUUGGUAACAAACGACUUCAGCCGUGCCUACGGGGAAGAAAGCUGCACAGAGAGUGUUCACAAUCUAAUGGGUCUUGCGGUUAGUUACGCCAUCGCUGACAAAGAUUUUCUAACCGAGACAAAACCACGUAUCGAACGGAUGCUGCGAGAUAUUCGAACGGAGUUCGAUCAGAUGGUUUUGAAGACGGACUGGAUGGACGCUUACACCAAGUAUGCAACACUAGAGAAGUCUAAAGCCACCGAAAGUUUGAUAGGAUUCCCGGAGUGGAUUUUAGACAUCGAGAAAUUAGAACAACACUACGAUGGGUUACAGGUUAGUGAUAGCCGUCACCUAGAAAAUUGGGUUACCGUGGUGGAGUUCCUAAUCAAAGAUAGACUACGUUCCUGGCGCAUGAGCACCGAUCGAAUUUGGGACAUGGAUCCGACGGAAGUGAAUGCUGCCAAUUUGCAGGAACGCAACGCAAUUAGUAUCCCUGUUGCGAUUAUUCAAUAUCCUUUCUACUAUCUUGGACUAGAAGCACUGAACUAUGGCGCUUUGGGAGAAAUUUUGGGACAUGAGCUCACCCACGGGUUCGAUGAUUCCGGUGUCCAUUAUGACAAGCACGGUAACCUAAAACGCUGGUGGUCGAUGCAUACCUUGCAGGAGUACGACGACCGUGCUACCUGUUUCGUCCAGCAGUACAGCAAAUAUUACGUUCCAGAGGCGAGAGGAUUCGUCGACGGUAAUCUAACCCUGGGCGAGAACAUUGCCGACAAUGGUGGACUACGGGAGGCGUUUCAUGCAUACCGGGCAUACAUUGAGAAGCACGGUCCGGAACCGAUUCUGCCCGGUUUCGAGGAGUUCACUCAUGAACAGCUGCUCUUUCUGUCAUUCGGAAAUCAAAAUUGUGAGACGCUGCCACCCAGUGCUUCCAAACAGAUUUUGGAAGAUGAACACAGCCCGUCAAGGUUCAGAGUGCAGGGCGUGCUGAGCAACAUGGAGGAAUUCAGCGAGACAUUCAAGUGUCCACCAGGCAGUACCAUGAAUCCAGUAGACAAAUGCCGCGUUUGGUGAUGAGGAGACUGUAAUUUAUUAAAUAAAUAAAAUUUUCAAUAUGCGAUAAGAACGGAUCAACUGUUUUUAUGGAGAAUCGCAAAUCAUAUUCGUGAUGCACCACACGAUGGAUAUGAAAAAGAGCAGAAAAACAUGACACA
This is a messenger RNA of Toxorhynchites rutilus septentrionalis, 2673 nucleotides long. RefSeq names its product endothelin-converting enzyme 1-like. Lineage: Eukaryota; Metazoa; Arthropoda; Insecta; Diptera; Culicidae. The coding region runs from base 95 to 2533 and encodes 812 amino acids. Gene Ontology annotation, molecular function: metalloendopeptidase activity. The record is from RefSeq and is a predicted model, not a curated record. Gene Ontology annotation, biological process: protein processing. The transcript has 14 exons. Gene Ontology annotation, cellular component: plasma membrane.